ACUGUAUUUCUAAAGGCAGUGAGCACUGCGGUUCAUUCAAGGUGUGACAUGUGUAUUUAAGCAGUGUUGUUUUGCAAGACAGUUAUCGAAAUCACGGCUAAAUUUUCCUAAAUCAAUUUAACACUCGAUACUUUACACAAAGAUCUAGUACUACAACGAAGAAUGGAGAACAAAAUUUCUCAAUUUCAAGUGAUUAACAAGGUGGAUCAUUUCGAAGCAAAGUAUAUCACAUGUGCGGAUUGCAAAAUGUGGUUGACACCAACAGUCUACAUUCGCCAGGAUGGUUCGUAUUGUUGCAGUCACUGUUUGCCAAAAGAAAAGAAGACUUCAACACGUGAUAAGUUUCUGGAAACAAUGUUGACGAAGUGGAAGUACCCAUGCAUGUAUGAAGAUUGUGAUUAUGUGAAGAAUUUAACUGGCAUUCAUAAACAUAUGAAUGCUGCACCUGUGCACAAAACAAUUAAAUGUCCAUUUUGCUCAACGGAUAAUUUGGCUGAGUUGACAAUUGUUGAGCAUUUACUAGAGUAUCACGAAUCUGUGGUCUCAAAAAUAACAAUUGAAGAACCAUUAGCUGAACUAAAUUUUACACCGCCGCUUCUCGGCGAGCAAGUAAACGUAAUUUCUUACAAAGGCAAUACGUUUGUUGUUCUUGCAAGAAAUUUUGCGUUUGCAAUUGGCAAGCAAUCAGUAGAUGCCGACUUUAAGAGUACUUGUGAUAAGUUCAUGAUUCAGUAUCAAUUUGAAGAGUUUGAGUCACGGAUUAGAGGAUAUACUGUACGUCUACAAGAAUUAUUCAGUGAUAAUAUGCAUUUAUUAUGUAUGCCACAACCGUUGCUAGAGAAUGAUUCUACGUUGAAAUUGAAUGUAUUUUUCAAUGACUACGAAGAAUAUCGAAUUGUGAUGCGCGAAUGUGACAUUUGCAUGAAUAAAUUCACAAACGAAGUGUACUUCUGCCAGAACUAUCAUGGCGUUUGCAAAUCGUGUAUUUCAAAGAUUUACAAAUGCGCUAAUUGUGGUACGCCGGUCAACAGAACGAUGAUCGAUCUUAAAAGGCAUUUGUCACAGGUGCCAUUUCCGUGUCCAAACAGUACUUCUGAUGCUGAUGGUGGAUGCAUCGCAUUGGUCCGCCUUGCUGAUUUGGACCCACAUCUAGCAAGAUGUCUUCAUGCUAAAAUAAAAUGCAUCUGUUGCAAAACAGACGUUGCAAGGUACAAUAUUGCGAAACAUAUUGAAGAGAAGUUUGUCCUGUAUCGGAACUUUCACGUGUUUCAUGCGAAAGUCGUUGAUGGAAUAGUAACACCCUUCUGCUCAUACAUAAGAUACCAACAAAAACUAUUGUAUUUUGUCGUAUCAACGAAUGUCAAUGCUACGACGAAAAGUAGAGCUUUAGAAAAGAAGCAAAGUGUGUUUUUUUAUGUUCAGUUACUCUAUGAUGAUUUAAACGUCCAUCAGAACUAUCGCUACGAGGUUGAUCUUUUAGAAGAAGGUGGAAAACUUUUACAUUCUGUUGGAAAUCUGUGUCAGCAGAUGGAAAAUACAGACACGAGCACAAGCAUUAAUUGGAACUUUUGUAAAAAUGCAUUGCAUAUGCGUUACGCUGAAGAUGGAGCUAAAAAUGAAGAAAAUGGCGAAGAAGUAGUCAAAUUUCGACUUUGCAUUUACGACGUUUCCAAAAUGUGUAAAUAAUGGAAUUCAUGAAUAACUUUUAAACAUUUAAUUAUUUUCUUGGUAGUUCUAUUAGUUCAGUUACUUAAAUUUAAUUCAUACAUCCGCCAUUCUAACAUCGAGAUUGAAACCACAAUUUGUUUCUGGUGUAUCUUCACAGAUGUAAUACAGUUUAUUAUCGCAUCCCCAGUCGUUCCAUGUAAACACACCAUCAGUAUUCCAUAGGUUUAUACAGUUUUCUCUUCCUCCCGCAUUGUCUGGUUGUGGAUGGCUCCAUUUUGAAAAGGUAAUCGGUUUACCUGUACUCAUCCAAAAAAAGUUUCCUUCUUCACCUUGAUCCGUGCCCGAAGUCCACAACCAUUCAUUUGUAACGCCUACAAAUUACAAACAUUUUGUAAACAACUUCCACAAACAAAAUACAAAUAAUAUAGGUACAUAAUAUCGUAAUACAUACUUCGUAGUCAUUAAUUUUGGAUUGUACAUACCAGUUUUAUUAAUUACGUCGUCAAUGGCAGUUUGUUCUUCACUACAUGUGAUCGUAGCCAGUUGUAGAUUGCGUGUUAAACAAUCUUGAAAUGCUGCAUGCCAGUUGAGCUAAAAUAUUGUUAAUUGUAAUGAUUAUAAAGUGAAUAAAUUAAUAUGAACAUUA
Messenger RNA from Dalotia coriaria, 2314 nucleotides. RefSeq lists its product as uncharacterized. Gene Ontology annotation, molecular function: ubiquitin conjugating enzyme binding; ubiquitin protein ligase activity. Gene Ontology annotation, biological process: proteasome-mediated ubiquitin-dependent protein catabolic process; multicellular organism development. The transcript is spliced from 2 exons. Gene Ontology annotation, cellular component: cytoplasm. The record is from RefSeq and is a predicted model, not a curated record. Lineage: Eukaryota; Metazoa; Arthropoda; Insecta; Coleoptera; Staphylinidae. The coding region runs from base 163 to 1686 and encodes 507 amino acids.